CAAAAGGAAAAUGAAAAAUUGUGAAAAAUGGAAUUGAAAAUCAAAAUCGGAAUCGCAAAUCCGAAAUAGCCGUCGAAAAAGAAACAAAUUUCUUGCAAUUGAAGUAACCUUUCCUCUUAAAAUCAAAACCCAGGUUUGGGGGAAAAGAGAGAUUUUGUUUUAAGAAGAAACCCUAGGGUCUUUUUUUGCAUUCAAUGGGUCGCGAAUCAGUGUCUGCUAUGUCUUCUCCGCCGACGACGACGGCGACGGCGACGGCGCUUGCUCCUGGGUUUCGAUUUCACCCGACUGACGACGAGCUAGUGAGCUAUUACUUGAAGCGGAAGGUUCUGGGUAAGCCUGUACGGUUCGAUGCGAUUGGGGAUGUGGAUAUCUACAAGCAUGAGCCUUGGGAUUUAGCAGUGUUUUCGCGGUUGAAGACAAGGGACCAGGAAUGGUACUUCUACUGCGCGUUAGACAAGAAGUACGGCAACGGCGCUAGGAUGAACCGAGCAACCAACAAAGGCUACUGGAAAGCCACAGGAAAAGACAGAGAAAUCCGCAGUGACGUUCAGAUCCUCGGUAUGAAAAAGACUCUCGUUUUCCACAGCGGGCGUGCUCCGGAUGGGCUCCGGACCAAUUGGGUCAUGCACGAGUAUCGCCUUGUGGACUAUGAAACCGAAAACAAUGGAAACCCGGUGCAAGAUGCAUAUGUGUUAUGCAGAAUAUUCCACAAGAAUAACAUUGGGCCACCAUGUGGGAACAGAUACGCGCCGUUCAUGGAAGAGGAAUGGGACGGUGAUGGAGCAGCUCUGAUUCCAGGAGUAAACGUUAGUGUCAGGGUAGAGCCAUUGCCAGUAGCCAAUGGAAACAUUCAGAUGGACCAGUCAGAAAGCAAGGGCCUCAUUAACAUCAACGAGCCACCAAGAGAGGCUACUCCAAUGGAUAUCGAAGUUAAUCAUCAAGAGACUGCCCUCAAGCCGCAUGAGAAUAACAAUGAUGAAGAUGAGAAAGCACUCAAACGUGAGAAUGCAGAUAAGGAUGAGGGUCCUCCUGCUUUGUGCGUUCUCAACAAAGAAGCUCCGUUACCUCUCAUCCAAUACAAACGCAGACGCCAAAACGAGUCUAGCAACAACAACUCAAGCAGGACCGCAGAGGAUUACUGCUCGUCCACAACAACAACCGUCGACAACACACCAACCUUAGUCUCAUCGUCUACUGCUGCUGCUGCCACCAACAGCGCCAUCUCUGCAUUGCUCGAGUUCUCUCUCAUGGGCAUCUCCAAGAAGAAAGAAAACCUUCUACGUCCUCACAAGGAAGCUACAUUUGAGGAGAAGCUUAAUGAUCUCCAGAAGGAGAUUAAGCAGAUGUCUGAUGAGAGAAAAAGUUUCAAGCUUGAGAUGAUGGGUGCAGAGGCUAUGAUCAGUAUUCUCCAGUCGAGGAUCGAUGCAUUGCGCCAGGAGAACGAUGAGCUGAAGAACAACAACAGCGCCAAUGGACACUAAUUUUCUUCUUCUUUGCCGUUUUUUAGCUGUUUAAUUUCCCUAAUAUUAGGAGUUAUCUAUGUAGCUUCUUCAGAUGGAUUGAGAACUUUGCUAGGUGUUUAUUUUUCUGAUGAUGUUUCUACAUCUUUUGAGAGCGUUCUAAGGUUACUCCAUUGUAAUAUACUAUUAUCUAGUCUUUUAAGUCGAGAACUCUCUUUAAUUUG
Messenger RNA from Brassica oleracea var. oleracea, 1684 nucleotides. RefSeq names its product NAC domain-containing protein 100-like. NCBI's taxonomy places the organism in Eukaryota, Viridiplantae, Streptophyta, Magnoliopsida, Brassicales, Brassicaceae. Gene Ontology annotation, molecular function: DNA binding. The coding region runs from base 195 to 1481 and encodes 428 amino acids. The transcript is spliced from 4 exons. Gene Ontology annotation, biological process: regulation of DNA-templated transcription. The record is from RefSeq and is a predicted model, not a curated record.